Messenger RNA from Monopterus albus (swamp eel), 3366 nucleotides. It is a transcript of the gene ano2b, whose product is annotated as anoctamin 2b. NCBI's taxonomy places the organism in Eukaryota, Metazoa, Chordata, Actinopteri, Synbranchiformes, Synbranchidae. Gene Ontology annotation, cellular component: plasma membrane. The coding region runs from base 250 to 3366 and encodes 1038 amino acids. The transcript is spliced from 27 exons. The record is from RefSeq and is a predicted model, not a curated record. Gene Ontology annotation, molecular function: protein dimerization activity; intracellularly calcium-gated chloride channel activity. Gene Ontology annotation, biological process: chloride transmembrane transport.
UCACCAGCGUGUGAUCUGGCUGCGGAAAAUAAACCCACAGCAUCUUAAAUCUAACGGAUUCUUAUUUAACAAGACAGUAAAAUCUGUCGCAGAUGAGCCAUCACUCCUCUCGGACUGGAGUGACCUCCAGCGUCAUUUUGGGAUGAUGGAGAUGAAAGUGGCGAUGAUGAAUGCGGCUGUUUUUUUCUGUGCAAACCGCCAACUUUCGUUCCCCCUUUUCUUCUCUGUGUGUCUCUAAAAUACAACACGAUGCAGAUCUCCCCAAGCGAAGACAAGAUCCCGGUUGUGGAUCCAGCUUCAAGCCCUCGGGAUAACGACGAAGGCCACUACUUUGCUGAUGGCCAACGUAAAGUUGACUACGUUCUGGUCUUCCACUGGCAUAGGCACAGUUCCUUACGAUCUCUUGUCAACACCUCAGUUUCACAGGACCGGUUAUCUGUUGUUUCCAAUGGCAACUUUCCCCUGACAGUGGGCUCAGAAGCAACAGCGGGAAAAAAAGUGGCCAAGCCGGUAGUAGAUGCUGCAUGUGUUGGUGAGGUGUUCAUGGAACUUGGAUCUGCAGGAGGGCAUGAUCAUGGAGAAGCUGCUGACAAAGAGAUGCGUCUGAUCAGAGAAGAGUUUGAGGCCAACUUGCAGGACGCCGGCCUCGAGAUAGAGAGAGACAAAGACGUUAAGGCCCAUGGCCCCAGCUUCACCCGGCUCCAUGCACCCUGGCCAGUAUUGUGUCGAGAGGCAGAGUUUCUCAGGAUUAAAGUUCCCACCAAAAUGAGUUAUGAACUUAAAGAAGAAACUGGUUUUGGAUCCAGUAUGAGCACAGUGUGGAGGAAGCUGAGUCAACCUUUCCAACCCAAAGUACCACGUCAGGAACAAGGACACACCAAAUUUCUUUCACACUGCUUCUCUAGGGAGAAAAUCCAAAUGUACAACAUCACAUCCAAAGAGACAUUCUUUGACAGCACUACAAGGAGUCGAAUAGUGUAUGAGAUCCUGAGACGGACAGUGUGUGUACGAACCUGUCAAACCAUAGGCAUCAACACAUUGAUAGCUAAAGGUGCAUAUGAGGCUGCCUUCCCUCUUCACGAUGGUGACUAUCAUCACACCGCCAAUGAAAACCCUGAGGAGAAGAAUGACAGGCAGCCGGAUGGUGAGAGAGGAACCAAGCUGGACCCAGAAUGCAGAGUAUCGAUUCAGAUUCUGUAUGAAGAGUGGGCCAGCUACUCAUCCUUUUUCAAGUAUCAGCCCAUUGAUCUUGUCAGGAACUACUUUGGAGAGAAGGUCGGCCUUUACUUUGCAUGGCUGGGUGUUUACACUCAGCUGCUAAUUCCAGCCUCCUUAGUGGGGAUCAUUGUGUUUUGCUACGGGGUGGCAACAGUGGAUACUGAUAUACCCAGUCUGGAGAUGUGUGACGAGCAGCAUAAUUUCACCAUGUGUCCUCUGUGUGACGCGGGCUGUGACUUCUGGCAUCUCAGGACUGCAUGUGCCACAGCCAGAGCUUCACAUUUCUUUGACAACCCUGCCACAGUCUUCUUCGCCAUCUUCAUGUCUUUGUGGGCGGUGCUAUUCCAGGAAAACUGGAAGCGUCGUCAGAUGAGUCUCUCCUUCAGAUGGGAUAUGACGGGUGUCGAGGAGGAUGAGGAACAUCCCAGACCAAAAUAUGAGACCACCCUCCUUCAGAAGAGACAGAAGAAGCAAAAACAGAAGAAAAAGAAGAAAAAGAAUGAGCCAGAGAGGCAGGAGGGCGGGACAGUGACAGGGAAGGACAGAUGGAGACAAAAGCUACUGUCUGCCAUGGCUGCAGGGACACCGAGUGAUGUAGACAGGUUGACCUGGAAAGACCGUCUUCCUGGAUACUUCAUCAACAUAUCAUCUAUCCUCUUUAUGUUUGCACUGACAUGCUCCGUGGUUUUCAGUGUCAUCAUGUACCGCAUCACAAUGGUGGCUCUUAUGUCAGUGAGCUCUGACCCAGCAAUCAAGGCUAAUGUUCGGGUGACAGUGACAUCCACCUCUGUCGUCAUCAGCCUUGUGGUUAUUCUGAUUCUUGACGAAAUCUAUGGAAGUGUGGCAGCGAAGCUGACUGAACUAGAGAUUCCUAAAACAGAAACCAGCUUUGAGGAGCGUCUCAUCCUGAAAGCCUUCCUGCUCAAGUUUAUGAAUGCUUAUGCACCCAUCUUUUAUGUGGCUUUCUUCAAAGGACGGUUUGCAGGUCGACCUGGAAUGUAUACAUAUGUUUUUAACCACUACCGGAUGGAAGAGUGUGCUCCAGGAGGCUGCCUCAUUGAAUUAUGCAUUCAGCUCAGCAUCAUCAUGCUGGGGAAACAGCUAAUUCAGAACAACGUAUUUGAAAUUGGCAUUCCGAAGUUGAAAAAGCUGGCACGUGCAAUAAAAAAUAAAGGAUUGGUUGAGAAGGAGAAAAAGGAGGAGAAACCUCCACAGCAGUGGAAACUGGACUACACUCUGGAGUCCUUUGAUGGCCUCACACCUGAAUACAUGGAGAUGAUCAUCCAGUUUGGUUUCGUCUCUCUGUUUGUGGCUUCAUUCCCACUUGCUCCUCUCUUCGCCCUGCUCAACAACGUCAUCGAGAUCAGACUGGAUGCCAAGAAGUUUGUUACAGAGUUACGCAGGCCAGUAGCUGUACGGGCUAAAGAUAUUGGUAUAUGGUACAACAUACUGAGUGGAUUGGGAAAAUUUGCUGUGAUUAUAAAUGCCUUUGUGAUUGCCUUCACAUCAGACUUCAUCCCUCGGCUCGUCUACCAGUACGUGUACAGCCCGACUGGCACCAUGCAAGGCUUCACUGAUUCCACACUCUCUUAUUUCAACGUUUCUGAUCUUAAAGCUGGCACAGUACCACAGAACUCUGCACUUGGAGAGGUCACCAUCUGCCGGUACAAAGACUACAGGGAACCCCCCUGGUCUCCAGAACCAUACCAGCUCACCAAACAGUACUGGUGUGUCCUCGCUUCAAGAUUGGCUUUUGUCAUACUGUUCCAGAACCUGGUGAUGUUUCUUAGCCUGUUGGUUGAAUGGGUCAUCCCCGACGUCCCCAGAACUAUCAUGGAGCAGCUCAAACGGGAAAAGAAGCUCUUGGUUGACGUGUUCCUACAGGAAGAGAAGGAAAAAUUGCAGCUCAUUCAGAGCCUGUUUUCCAAGGACAACCCCCUCCAGACAGCCAACUUGCCCUCAGGCCCAGGCUUCCCCAUCCCAGGCCACUCUAGUGCUCUAGCCACAGGCCUUGCACAGACUAAGGUCAUUGUCAACUUCAGGAGGAAGAAAACCAACAUCUUGCCACUGUAUAUCAGCGGGGACCGUGUGGAGAGGGUGCCAGCCUUCCACUUUCUGGGAGUUCAUAUUGAGGAGGAUCUGACCUAG